AUGUCUAAGCUCCCACAAUCCAACGAUGUUGUCCGAAAUGAAAUCGCUUUAGAAAGUCAAGUUUUGAUUGUUAUGACUGGUGGUACCAUUGGCAUGCAACACUCCUCAACGGGCUAUAUACCAGCCGCGGGUUUCCAAGAAGCCUGUCUAUCAGGAAUUCCGCUCUUCAAUGAUGGAUCUCCAUCCUCCAUGCUUGAUGUGGUCAUUGAUACCAACGGGGAUAUUCGGAGACUUGCCAGCCUGCGGACCCCUCCAUCGGUCUACCAGCGGCAGAUCAGGUAUACAGUAUUCGAAUUUGAUGAGUUGAUGGACAGUUGCUCGGUUAGCGCGAAAGAAUGGACGGAAAUCGCUGAGAUAAUUUUCUGCAAUUACGAUUUAUUUGAUGGCUUUGUCAUUCUGCAUGGCACCGACACCUUGGCAUAUACCUCCUCCGCACUAAGCUUCAUGUUACGGAACCUCGCUAAACCAGUUAUCCUGACUGGGGCACAAGCUCCGAUGAGAGAACUGCAGAGUGAUGCUAUCCACAAUCUUCUUGGAUCUUUGGUCAUAGCGGGUCAUUUCAAGAUUGCAGAAGUCUGUCUAUACUUCAAUAACCGACUACUACGUGGCAACAGAGCAACAAAGAUUUCUGCCAGUGAUUUUGCUGCGUUCGACUCUCCUAACUAUCCACCACUAGCUAUCACAUCCUCUUCAAGAACAAAUGUUGCAUGGGAGCUGGUUCGUAAGCCGAUGGAGACGGAGAGAUUUUCUCUACAAAAAGUGCUAGAUACGAAGCACGUGGCUACUCUGCGCCUUUUUCCUGGUAUCAGACCUGAGAUGGUGAAUGCAGUCUUGAAAAUGGAGGGGCUUCGCGGUUUAGUGCUGGAGACGUUUGGUCCAGGAAGCGCACCGCUUGGUCCUGACCGAGCAUUGAUCAAGACACUUGCGCGCGGGGUCGAUGAGGGUAUCGUUAUUGUCAGCGUCUCGCAGUGUAUGCCCCAUCUUUUCCCUAUAACGAUCAUCACUUGCUUACAAGCUAUAGGUCUAACAGGAAGCGUCAACCCUAUCUACGAUUCGGUCGCUAGUCUUGGCAAUGCUGGCAUAGUGGCUGGACUUGAUAUGACCACAGAAGCCGCACUGACAAAAUUGGCAUACCUCUUUGCAUUGCCAAGCUCAACGACUCGGUCUGUGGCUAACGAUAUGGUUAAAUCCAUUCGAGGUGAAUUGGUAGAAAGCUCGAAGCCGAUUUUCGAGCAUUCAAAAGUCAACACAUCCGAAAAGUCGCAAGGCUUCAAUGAUUUAUGCGAUGCAAUCUCUUCCAAUGAGCUUGAACGUGUUCAAGGAAUUCUCAAUGUCCAGAAUCGCAGUUACUUGAAUGACUCAGAUUACAUGGGCAACACACCAUUGGUUAGUUCGCACUGGCAACGAAGGUUUACAGAAGCUCAUGAAUAUAGCAUGUGGCCGCUGUUUCACCAUCAACUGCAAUCCUCCGCCUCCUUCUGUUUAAUGGGGCCCUCCCAAACGCGCAUAAUAGAACAGGCAACACUCCACUCUUUCUUGCAGCUAGAGCAGGCCGGGAGCAGCACUUGUCGGUCUUGA
This is a messenger RNA of Penicillium digitatum Pd1, 1578 nucleotides long. NCBI's taxonomy places the organism in Eukaryota, Fungi, Ascomycota, Eurotiomycetes, Eurotiales, Aspergillaceae. The record is from RefSeq and is a predicted model, not a curated record.